This is a messenger RNA of Diuraphis noxia (Russian wheat aphid), 1159 nucleotides long. It is a transcript of the gene cpa, whose product is annotated as F-actin-capping protein subunit alpha. Gene Ontology annotation, biological process: barbed-end actin filament capping; actin cytoskeleton organization. Gene Ontology annotation, cellular component: F-actin capping protein complex; cortical cytoskeleton. NCBI's taxonomy places the organism in Eukaryota, Metazoa, Arthropoda, Insecta, Hemiptera, Aphididae. The record is from RefSeq and is a predicted model, not a curated record. Gene Ontology annotation, molecular function: actin filament binding.
AGUCGGCGAGAGACGUAUCUCACUAUCGUGUACCGUAACUCAUAAGCGUUAACGUACGUGCAACGAUUGUCCCACGCGUUAUCGUUUCGCGUCAGUCACCGUGUUCCGUGGUAUAAUAAUAAUAAAUCCGAAACCUAUUCGUUGGAUCUAAUAUUUCAUUCUUACCCACCAUUACCCUCUCUCACGACAAGCCACGAACACCGGAUGAUUAAUCGCGCCGCUAUUCGGUCAUCAGGCAUUCGCUAUCGUCCGCACGUCCUACCAACGACGACGUCCGAUCACACUAUCAGUGGCGAGUGAUAGAGAACCGUUUAAUUUCAUACUACGACUGCUUACCAGUUUUUGUGCACCGACUACUACGUUAAUUUAUUAUUACUAUUAUAAUUAUAUCACGCACACGCACACGUUUAUCGAAUUCGUACGUGUAACGUCGAAUUAUCAUCUUUAUUAUUAUUAUUUAUCUGUGUCCGCGUCGAUCGUUUCCGCCGGAGAGCUGAUAACCGAUAAUUAAUCAACAAACUCGGUGUCCGGUGACCGUAGCGUAGUAACCGUGUGAAAUUAGGUUAUUUCGCGUAGUUGUUUUCCGUCCGCCUCUGUGCACUUGUUCAACGCACCGUCGAGAUUCCUGUCCGGUUUCGUUGUUCCAUCAUCAGUAGGAGUUGAUCAGCGUUAUUUUUUACGACCUUUAUUUGAAAUACCAAUCGCCAUGGCUAUGGAAGGAGAGGAGCUCAUCUCGGAUCAGGAAAAGGUCAGAAUUGUUUCAGAUUUCAUCUUACAUUCACCUCCAGGCGAAUUCAAUGAAGUAUUCAAUGAUGUUCGAGGCCUAGUUAACAAUGAUGCUCUUCUUAAAGAAGGAACAUGUUGGGCAUUUGCCUUAUACAAUAAAGAACAAACAUUACCUGUUAAGAUAGAAAACAGUGAAUAUCCGGUGCUUAUUACUCAAUUUAAUGAUCUAGGAUCUAGUAGAUUUUAUGAUCCUAGAUCUAAACAAUCAUUUAAGUUUGAUCAUUUAAGAAAAGAACCAUCAAACUAUGAGAAAGGACUUACUGAAAUGAUGGAUAAUUUGGAUGCAUGUGAUGCAAAAUUUUAYCCAAGCAUAAAAUAUUGGCAGUUUUGCCUGUUUCUACAACAGAAGUUAAACGUUCAUUUUCAACACUAA